AUGGUUAAGGACAUGAGGAGUAGGAUGAGCUUGUUUCUUGCUGGAUUGGGUCGUGCUUCAAGCAAAGGGGGCCGGGCUUCAAUGCUUAUUGAGGACAUGGACAUUUCGAGGUUAAUGGUCUAUGUGAAACAAGUUGAAGAAGAGAAGUUGAGAGACAGAUCCCAAGGUAGUGUGGCAGAAGCAGGAAGUUGGGCUCCUACAUGUGCUAAGUGCGGUAGAAACUACCCCGGUAAAUAUCGUGAUGGCCAGGCAGUUUGCUUCAAGUGUGGUCAAGAGGGUCACUUCAUGAGAGAGUACCCUAAGAAUAAGCAAGGUGGUGGAAAUCUGGGAAAUAGAGCUCAAUCUUCAUCAGUUGAUCCUCCAGACAAGGCUGCACCUAGAGGAGCCACUUCUAGUACUUGGGGAGGGGCAAACCGUCUCUAUCCAAUCACUAGCCGCCAAUCAGUUCUUAUAGUGAAAGAGUUCACAAAAGUGUUUUUUGAUGAUCUACCCGGAGUCCCUCCUGAAAGUGAGAUAGACUUCAGCAUAGACAUCAUUCCAGAAUUCGUCCUAUUUCUAUUACGCCAUACAGAAUUGCACCAGUAA
This is a messenger RNA of Solanum pennellii, 585 nucleotides long. RefSeq lists its product as uncharacterized. The coding region runs from base 1 to 585 and encodes 194 amino acids. The record is from RefSeq and is a predicted model, not a curated record. NCBI's taxonomy places the organism in Eukaryota, Viridiplantae, Streptophyta, Magnoliopsida, Solanales, Solanaceae. The transcript has 3 exons. Gene Ontology annotation, molecular function: zinc ion binding; nucleic acid binding.